UCGUUGCCGCCGGAUUGGGCGACGUUGUCAAUACGAUUGACAUUUUGAGCCGGGGCCGCUUGGCCGGAAUGUGAUAUGUGCUCCCCGGACACUUGCCGCUAACGGCCAUCUCCUGCAGCAUUUCAUACACACGUAGCGGCUUCUCUGCUUGUCUCGGAUCGUGCUAUACCUGAUUGCUAGACGACGACGCCCCGUUCAGCAACGAGGCGCCUCGCAUCUCCUGCGAUGACCACCACCGACGACAACACACAUCCAGAAGCCUCUGGGUCGCGAGAUGCGAACGCAGACGGGAAGCAGCUACUGCAGAUCGAAGGUGCAGCGAACGAGCAUGGCAAGUCUUCGUCUCUGGCGCCUUCGCCGGCCUCCUCCAGUGGGAAGAGGGGACGAUCGCGAACACGCGCAACACUAGGUGCUCGGCAGUCGGACGAGGAUCUCCGGCGGAGAGGCUAUCAUACCCUCAUGUCGUCCUUUGGCAAGGCGUUCCAUGUUGAGAAACGCUGGAAGCUCAUCCGCGAGAUGGGCUCCGGCGCAUACGGCUAUGUCAUCUCCGCCGCGGACCAGAUAUCGGGAGAGCCAGUCGCGAUCAAGAUGGUUGCCCGUGCGACGGAGAAACUCCAGCUUGCAAAAAGGGCUCUGCGAGAGAUUACGCUACUGCGGCACUUCAACCACGAGAAUAUCACCGGUCUUAUAGACGUUGACUGUACUUCUGAUCUCAGCGAAAUCUAUAUCUUUAUGGAGCCUAUGGAAGCCGAUCUGCACCAGAUCAUCAAGUCGGGCCAAGCAUUGAGCAACGAGCACGUGCAGUACUUUGUAUACCAGAUCCUGCGAGGCAUGAAGUAUGUGCACUCGGCUUCGGUGGUCCACCGCGAUCUCAAGCCGGGAAACUUGCUCGUGAAUGCCGAUUGUGAACUGAAGAUCUGCGACUUUGGUCUGAGCCGAGGUUUCAAUUCAAAAUCGGACGACAACCCGACGAUGAUGACUGAGUACGUCGCGACGCGAUGGUAUCGUGCGCCGGAGAUCAUGCUGGCAUACAAGGAAUAUAACACCGCGAUCGAUGUGUGGUCGAUAGGGUGCAUCCUUGCGGAACUCAUGCUAGGCAAGCCCUUGUUUAAGGGAAAGGACUAUGUGGAUCAGCUGAACAAAAUUCUGGAUGUACUUGGUACACCUGAUGACGAGGUGAUUAGGCGGGUUGCCAGCCAGAAGGCCGCUGCCUACGUUCGAUCAUUGCCGAUAAGAAAGGCGGUCUCAUUCUCGAAAGUCUUGCCGGUUGCCGACCUGCAAGCGACCGACCUUCUGACCAAGAUCUUGGCUUUCGAUCCCGCGUCUCGUUUCUCCGUCGUUGAGGCGCUCGAGCACCCUUGGCUGGCAUCCUAUCACGACGUCAAUGACGAGCCGGAAUGCCCGGAGCCGUUUAAGCGGUGGCACACGCUGGAGGCACUCGAGACGCUCGAGCAGUACAAGGAGACACUUUGGGAUGAGAUCCAGGAUUAUCGCCGGGAGGUGCGGAGUGUCGCUGCUACUGAAGGCGAGCACUCCGCCAGCGGACGCGGUUCACCAACGAGUGAGAUCCGGCGCGGACUAGAGGAGAUCCGUGAGAUGGCGGAGAACAUGCCGCGCCCGUCCGACUCCGUGUUCCUCGCGUCGCCGGACAUGGGCGCGCAGGUGCCGGAGCGGCCGCUCAGCUUCGAUGAGCGGCUUGCGGAGCAAUCGCAGGAGGAGACGGUGCCUGCGUCUGCGGCAGACGAGUCCACCCUGGCUGAUUUGCCUGCAGGGCGGAUCACAGACCCAGUGGUGCGGUACUCACGGCGCGCGAGCACGUUCAUCCCUUCGCGCACGCACUCGCUCUUCGCUGGCCACACUGGCACGAACAUCUGGCAGCAGCGGACGCACACGCCCAGCUCCAACGAGCAACCCGAGUCGAGCUCGGUCGCGUUCCCAACGCAGGACUACGUCAUUCCUGGGCGCUCGCGGACAUCGUCCGAGAUAGGUGGCGAGGGGCGCAAGCUGCUGCGGACGCUGUCAACGGUGUCGAUUUACGAGAGCGGCAAGGGGCUCGCGGGUGGCCUGGCGGACAUUGCGCCGAUAGGGAAGUACAUCGUAGAGCAGGACGAGGCGCUGCCGUCCGAGAUGCCGCGUGAGCUCGAGUCACCGCCAAAGGUAGAGCAGGCGCAGUGAAGAGUGAGCGCAGUUAGAUACAUCGAGUGCACGGAAAGGAUGGUAGAAUACGGAUUGGAGAGAUAAUAUGCGAUGCGUCCCUGGGUAACGAUCGUAGAUGAUCUAGAUGUACGAUAACGUCCACAGCUGA
Molecule: messenger RNA, 2305 nt
Organism: Laetiporus sulphureus 93-53
Lineage: Eukaryota; Fungi; Basidiomycota; Agaricomycetes; Polyporales; Laetiporaceae
Product: kinase-like protein
Exons: 14
Coding region: 226-2175 (649 amino acids)
Biological process (GO): protein phosphorylation; intracellular signal transduction
Cellular component (GO): nucleus; cytoplasm
Molecular function (GO): ATP binding; protein serine/threonine kinase activity
Source: RefSeq, a predicted model, not a curated record